UUGUUUUUGAUUUUGGCUUUGCUUUAUUUCUUUACGUAAAGUUGAGUCCAAGUUGAGACACUCCCACAAUUGCAAGAUAACCGCGACUGCGCGCGUGUUUCCAACGCUUCGAAUCGCAGAUCGUGUGCCGCGAGGCAGUGGAGGAGUCGCUGGGGGACACUACAGAGUACCCCCCUCAAGUUAUAGGGAAGCCUGCCUCUGGGUGCGUCGGGAACUGCUUUACAGUGAUUUCAUGGCACAGCAAUUCACACAGCACUUCAGUUUGACUUUGCCACUCGCUCCGCUUUGUGUUUUUCUUGAAUCGAGACUCGAUUCGCUCCGAUCUACUCGAUCUACGAUCUCCGGUCUCUCGUCUCUGGUCUCUGGUCUGCCGCCCACCACAGAUCUCUCCUCUGUGGUUCUGUCUCCGUAAUCGCCCCAUUAGGCCCAACAUCGAUAUACACAUAUUAUAUAAAAUGCGGCAUCUGUUGCUGUUGUUCGUACUCUACCUGGCUCUGUCGCUGGCCAAACCGGCCACGGAGGCGCCUCGCCUGCUCAUCGACUCUGCCCCCUCGGUGGUUUCCUACCAGGGCUCCUCCCAAACGCACACACGCUUCGUCAUUGCGCCUAUGGGCAGGGCCCUGGGCUACGUGGAGCCCACGAAUCUCAAUCGGACGUUCCACACAAAGCCCACGACUCGGGAGGAGGGCUCUGGCUAUGAUCUGCUCAAUCUGAGUCCAGUUUAUGUGCCGCAUAAUUGAUUAGGUUGCAUUAUAGAUUGUACGCUUAGAAAUAUCUAGUUGAAUUCGAGUAAAUAUAUGCCGGCGAUGCCUAAAACAA
Molecule: messenger RNA, 819 nt
Organism: Drosophila persimilis
Lineage: Eukaryota; Metazoa; Arthropoda; Insecta; Diptera; Drosophilidae
Exons: 2
Coding region: 456-740 (94 amino acids)
Source: RefSeq, a predicted model, not a curated record